AUGAGUCCACGCCCGCGCCAGAAAACAGUUCUCGUAACAGGCUGUUCGCCAGGCGGUAUCGGCCACGAACUGUGUCAGGAGUUCCGAAAACAAGGACUCCAUGUUAUUGCGACCGCCCGCAGGGAAGAUGUAAUCGCCGAGCUAGUUGCCGAGGGUUUUGACGCGCUCAAGUUGGACGUGACAAGCGAGGAGAGCAUAGCUGCCUGUCGCAAGCAAGUCCAAAAUAUAACAGGAGGUAGGCUGGAUAUUCUGGUAAACAAUGCUGGACAGAUUCACAUCUCUCCUGCAACCGAUUUGUCCAUUCCAGAUGUCCGCGCCACCUUCGAGACAAAUGUGUUCGGGGUCAUGGCCAUGAUCAAGGCCUUUGUAGACCAGCUCAUCGCGGCUCAGGGCCUGAUCAUCAACAUCUCCUCCUGCGCAGCUGUGGCGCCGUACACGUUCGCGUCAUCUUAUUGUGCCAGCAAGGGUGCCAUCAUGAGCUACAGCCGCACGCUCCGACAGGAGCUGCGGCCGUUCGGGGUCCGCGUCAUGGUUUCCGUGGCGGGCACCGUCAAGUCUACCAUUGCCGAGAAGCCGCAGCCCAGGCUUGCGCCAGGUUCGCUGUAUGAGAGGAUGGGCGAUCUGUACACGCGAUACAUACAUUUGAGCCAGGAAGACGGGGCGGCAGAUACUGGUCUAUUUGCGAAGGAGCUCGUCGUUAAUGCUCUGAAGCCCGAGGGCGGGCUUUUCGGGCGACCGGACUGGUUGUGGUGCGGUGGUAUGUCGAGAAAGGUGUGGUGGGUGUUGAAACUUUUCGGAGAAUGGGCCGUCGAUUGGCGGACAUGGCAAAUGUUUGGUCUGUCCCAGUUGCAGAAAAUGGUCGAGGAUGAGAGAGCUGCGAAUGAUCCAAAGAAAAAAUGA
Molecule: messenger RNA, 900 nt
Organism: Colletotrichum truncatum
Lineage: Eukaryota; Fungi; Ascomycota; Sordariomycetes; Glomerellales; Glomerellaceae
Product: short chain dehydrogenase/reductase
Biological process (GO): phosphatidic acid biosynthetic process; triglyceride catabolic process
Cellular component (GO): endoplasmic reticulum; lipid droplet
Molecular function (GO): triacylglycerol lipase activity; acylglycerone-phosphate reductase (NADP+) activity
Source: RefSeq, a predicted model, not a curated record